This is a messenger RNA of Sebastes umbrosus (honeycomb rockfish), 2135 nucleotides long. RefSeq lists its product as uncharacterized. The transcript is spliced from 4 exons. Gene Ontology annotation, molecular function: sequence-specific DNA binding. Lineage: Eukaryota; Metazoa; Chordata; Actinopteri; Perciformes; Sebastidae. Bases 296 to 1162 code for a protein of 288 amino acids. The record is from RefSeq and is a predicted model, not a curated record.
UCGAGGUUGAAGUGCGCCAUUUUGGCUCAAACAAAGUCAGAAACAUUUUUAUCUUCGAUGAAGUAUUUUAAAUUGUAGCCAUAUAAAAGGAUGUAAAAGUCUACAGGGCAGCAUUCUGGUUUCCAUUAAAUUCUUAUUUGAUGCUUAUGUAACUUUUUCUUGUUUUUAUGUAGCGUUAGUGAGCUAAAAGUAAUGAUUAAGAUCCUCAGCUGAGCUUCUUUGCACAGCCCAAGCCCAGCUAUCUUCUUGACGUUUUGCUAAAUUUAGCUUCUCUGUUUUGUUUUUAACCUUCACUAUGGGAGGCUGUUCUGCACCAAACUGCUCCAAUUCAACCAGUAUAGGUAAACAGCUGUUUAGGUUCCCUAAAGACCCGGUCAGGAAGAAGAAAUGGGUUGUGAACUGUCGACGUGACUUCGAGCCAACUCCUCACUCCAGACUCUGUCAGGACCACUUUGAGAACAGCCAGUUUGAGGAGAUAGCGAGGUCUCCAGCUGGGGGAAAGAAGCUGAAGCCAAAUGCCAUCCCUACUCUGUUCAGCAUCGGAGACCCUCCUUACCCAGCAGUCACUACUUCAUACAUCUUGCUGCCCAUGAAACCUGAGCCAGUGGAGAAGGAGCUGAGUUUCGGGGACCACGGCUAUGCCAGACGCACCCCUCUCCCUGGCCUGGAGGAGGAUGCGGAUGGGACUGCAGAGGACCAGCAGCCCUGCACACAGUGUCACCUCCUCAAGAAACAGCUGGAGCAGGAGAUGCAGCACACUGCGAGGCUACAGAAGGAGGCAGAGGAGAUGAAGAAGCGUCUGUAUCGGCUCGACCGGAUCGAGAAGGGCCUCCAGAACUUCCUGUACGAGGACCAGAUCCGCGCCCUGUCGCUCACCAAACGCUCCCGUCGCGCCGUCUGGUCUCCGGAGACCAUCCUGAAGGCCCGAAAGAUCCGCUGUGCGGUCGGCACGAAAGGCUACGAGUACUUGAGGGAGCUGGGGUACCCUCUGCCUUCCUACAGGACUCUGUGUAACCGCCUGGAGACUAAGAUCAUGGUGACGACCGACAUGAGCUGCGAGGAGCUGGCAGAGCUGGGCCUGGGGCUCAUGGCCACAUGUGACAGUCCCACAGAAGGCGUCGGGGACAACGACGAGGAGGAACUCAUACGUGUAUUGGGCUGACCGUGGCAGUUUGCGUGAAAACUACAGACAACUGAAAGACUUAAGCGUCAAUAUAAAUGUAUGCUUCGCUUGACAGAGACUGCGAGCUGACUCCGGGUUGUGAUCUGCACCACUAAGACUUGGCUUUGCUCAACCGAUGUGAGAUGCUGGGGCUCGCAGUUAGCCGAGGUUUACGCUUACGGUGUUUCUUACCAUGAUGAAGAUGCUGCAGCAUGUGAGGAGCUGUACGACGCAGUCUGUGACUAAGAAGACUACCGUGGAGUGUGGGAUUGUGUGGACAGUGUGGACAUAAUUUGCACUUUGCUUGUGUUCACAGCUAAUUUAACGCGUUUCACUGACGGUGUUUACAGGCACAAUAAAACCCUGGAAGUACUCCGGAUACUCAAAUGAACUGAGAGCAAAUAAACUCCUAUCCCGGGUUAGGUAGCUUGAGUAUUCUGAUACUACGAGGACUAUGGCAUGUAUAAACUGUUUCCUGUACAUUAUGCAAGCUUUAUUUUUUUGUUAGAAUUCACCCAAAGUAUUUAUGACACCUAUGAUAGAAGUGAGAGUAUAAAAAGAGGUUUGCAUUUAAACAUAAUCAGAGCGGUUUGGUCUCUGACUUUGCUGUUUGAAUCUACAAAUCAUUCAAAUGCUGUCAGCAAAAUUAGGGGUGAUAUCCUUAAUUCAUGUAGCCUAUUUUGAUCACAUUUGCAAAACAGAAACCUUUGGUAACGAAUUUUAGAAUUUAUUGGGGGGGAGCACACCCUUAAAAGUGUGUAUAGACAACGAGGAAAUAAAAGUAAGCCCUCCUUUGGUAAUAGUGUGAUUCUACACUAGAUAGGUUGUAAAUUUCUGGCUUGAAGUGUUCAGACUUGCGGUGCAGUUGUAUUUAUCACAAAGGGUAUCAAAAAGAGCUCAGGCUAGUCACAGCACAUUCAGUAUCCAAAACAACACUGGCACUGUGAGAAAAUAAAGUGAUUGUGAAGAAUUA